AUGCAGCUUGCAUGGUUACUAGGGUGGUUUGUUUGGUUGCUAUGUGGGGAAGAUGCCCUUGCUGCAACCUUCAAACUCGCCCUCAUUGGGCCAUGGUCAUGUGACCCCAUGUUCUCACGUGCGAUGCCAACGGCGGCGGCGAACCUGGCGCUGUCCCGGCUCCGGAGCGACAGUGGUCUGAGUCGUGGGUACUGGUAUGACAUAAAGCUGCUGGAUGAGGACUGCUCCGCCUCUAAAGCUCUGACAGAACUGGGGGAGAUGGAGGGCUACGGCCACGCCUACAUCGGACCCUUUAACCCCCUCUGCCAUGCCGCCGCCCUGUACACCCAGCACUGGGAGGCGGGGCUUGCCUCUCCCGGCUGUCUUAAUGCCGAUUGGUCCAACCUGCCACCAAUCACGCCUCCCAGCAAAGUCCUGUUCAAAGUGCUCCGGUUCUUCCGCUGGGCUCACGUUGGCAUCGUUUCAGCUCCAUCUGACCUCUGGCAGGGUACCGGACAGGAAGUGGCGUCGGCCCUGCGUGCCAUGGGGUUACCGGUUGGUCCUGUGGUUACUAUGGAAACGAAAAACAAAGGUGGUCCUGUGAAGGCACUGCAGGAAAUCAAAGAGGCCCCCGAGGUCAAAGUCGUCAUCAUGUGCAUGAGCUCUGUCCUGGUUGGUGGGCGGGACCAGAGAGCCCUCCUCCUGGCUGCUCUGGACAUGGGGAUGGUUUCUGAAGGUUAUAUAUUCAUCCCGUACGACGCCCUGCUGUACGCCAUGCCUCAUCAGGACACAGUAUUCCAUGAACUGACCAAUAGCACACAGCUCCGUCAUGCCUACAGCGCCGUGCUGACCGUCACCAUGGCGUCCGACCGGAGUUUCUAUGAAGUGUUUCGUCAGGCUCAGAUGAGCCGAGAGAUUCGAUCAGCCAUCUCUGCUACUGAAGUGUCUCCUGUGUUUGGAACCAUCUUCAACAUGGUCUACUUUGUUGCAAAGGCGGUGGAAGAGCGUCGUCAGGCAGGGGGCGGGCACUGGGUAACCGGCAGUCAGCUCGUCCAAUCAGAUGGAGGAUUCAACUUCCAGGGCUUCAACCAGGUUUUAUACGGGGGUUCAGAGGGGCGUGGCCUGCAGGCUCAGUAUGUGGUGUUGAACAGCGACGGUGAUCGCCUCGUGCCGACUCACACUCUUGCUCCGGCACACACCGACGGGAUGAUGGGAGGUCUGAGGUCACUGAGCCGCUCCUUCUCGUUCCCUGGAGGAAAACCCCCUGCAGCCAGCUUCUGUUGGUUCAGUCCAGAGGACGCCUGCAGUGAGGGUUUGGAUUUUGUGACCGUCUCGUCAAUCUUUGUAUUGUGUUGUCUUCUCUUUGGGACAUUUUUCUACUGGAUCAGGAAGUACAAGAGGACGGUGAACCUCACCAAACUGAUCCUGACCCUGGACGACAUCGUUUUCAUCGAUACGCAAGUCAGCAAGAAGAAACUGAACGAUGAGUCCAUCAUGAGAAGUCUUCUGGAAAUAAAAACUCCAAUUCGCUCGAUUGCUCGAAGCUACAUCCUGGCCACACCUGAGAGCUCCAACAUCGGGAUCCUGGAGGGCGACUGGGUCUGGCUGAAGAAGAUUCCUGUUGGGAAGGCCGUCGCCGCCAUCAACCCAAACACUCAGAGUCUGUUUGGCCAGCUGCGGGACAUGCGCCACGAGAACCUGAACCUGUACCUGGGCCUGUUCCUGGACUCCGGCAUCUUCGCCCUGGUGGUGGAACACUGUCCAAGAGGCAGUCUGGCAGACCUGCUGGGGGACGGCGACAUGAGGCUGGACUGGAUGUUCAAGUCCUCACUGCUCAUGGACCUGAUCAAGGGGAUGAAGUACCUCCACCUGCGAGGUUUGAGUCACGGCCGUCUCAAGUCCACAAACUGUUUGGUGGAUGGACGUUUUGUCCUGAAGAUCACAGAUUAUGGACUUCCCAUGAUCCUCCACGCUCAGACCAUCAGUCUACCAGAGGACCCCCAGGAGUUGUUGUGGACAGCUCCGGAGCUUCUCAGAAACCCGGUCCGUGGAGGAUCUUUUUCUGGAGACGUCUUCAGUUUCUCCAUCAUCAUCCAGGAAGUGAUCUCCCGCACGCUGCCCUACGCCAUGAUGGACAUGCCCGCCCACGAGAUCGUGGAGCGUCUGAAGCAGCCUCCUCCUCUGUGCCGGCCGGUGGUUUCGGUGGACGAGGCUCCGGCUGAGUGUCUCAGUCUGAUGAACGAGUGCUGGAACGAGGACCCCGACAAGCGGCCCAGUUUUGACGACAUCUUCAAACAGUUCCGGGGCAUUAACAGGGGCAAGAGGGCGAACAUCAUCGACUCCAUGCUGCGGAUGCUGGAGCAGUACAGCUCCAACCUGGAGGACCUGAUCCGGGAGAGGACGGACGAGCUGGAGGUGGAGAGGAACAAGACCGAGAAGCUGGUUGGACAGCUGCUGCCCAAAUCGGUUGCUCAGGCCCUGAAGAAGGGCAAGCCGGUGCGCCCGGAGCACUACUCCGACAGCACCCUGUACUUCAGCGACAUCGUGGGCUUCACCACCAUCUCCGCUCUCAGCGAGCCUAUUGAGGUGGUGGACCUGCUGAACGACCUCUACACCAUGUUCGAUGCCAUCAUUGCGACUCAUGAUGUUUACAAGGUGGAAACUAUUGGAGACGCCUACAUGGUGGCCUCUGGUGUUCCCAACAGAAACGGUAGCCAGCACGCUGCUGAAGUGGCCAACAUGUCCCUGGACAUCCUGCACUCCAUCGCCGCCUUCAAGAUCAAACACAUGCCUGAGGUCAAAGUCAAGAUCCGCAUUGGGCUGCACUCAGGCCCGGUGGUAGCAGGUGUGGUUGGACUGACGAUGCCUCGGUACUGCCUGUUUGGGGACACGGUGACGACGGCGUCGCACAUGGAAGCAACUGGUCUACCUUACCGGAUCCACAUCAGUUUGAACACUGUCAAGGUCCUGACCAGCCUCAAGUUGGGAUAUGUGUUUGAUACCCGAAAGGCUCAGGUGAAAGGCUCAGAAGACACCUAUUGGCUGAUUGGACGAGAUGGUUUUGAUAAACCUCUUCCAGUUCCCCCAGAUCUCACUGGAGGGGCGAGUAACCAUGGCAUCAGUCUGGACGAGAUUCCAGUGGAGAGACGGCAACGGUUCCUGGACCGGCAGAAGAAGAUCAAGAAAUGA
This is a messenger RNA of Salarias fasciatus (jewelled blenny), 3168 nucleotides long. RefSeq names its product retinal guanylyl cyclase 2-like. Lineage: Eukaryota; Metazoa; Chordata; Actinopteri; Blenniiformes; Blenniidae. The record is from RefSeq and is a predicted model, not a curated record. Gene Ontology annotation, biological process: intracellular signal transduction; cGMP biosynthetic process; receptor guanylyl cyclase signaling pathway. Gene Ontology annotation, molecular function: protein kinase activity; peptide receptor activity; ATP binding. Gene Ontology annotation, cellular component: plasma membrane.